Paralichthys olivaceus (Japanese flounder) is the source of this 1828-nucleotide messenger RNA. RefSeq names its product HGH1 homolog (S. cerevisiae) (gene hgh1). The record is from RefSeq and is a predicted model, not a curated record. NCBI's taxonomy places the organism in Eukaryota, Metazoa, Chordata, Actinopteri, Pleuronectiformes, Paralichthyidae.
ACAGGGGGCAGCAACACGCAGCCGCGACCGUCCAGCUGCUGCGACCCGAGAGAAGAAGAGAAGCCGGAAGCUGAGCCGCAGCGUCCACAUGUGGACUGUGAUCGUUCACAUGUAGAAGAAUAAAAACUACACUUACACAAGAGGAACCGCAGAGACAUGAGAAGCAGACUCGUGCUUUAGUCAGCGAAAGUGGGAAGAUGCUGAGUGACUCGGAGGCUGCGGAGCUGCUCUCCUUCCUGAGCCCCGACACUCGUCCCGAUGUCAAAGGUCACACCACAGAGUACAUCCUGGGACUGUCAGGAGACAGGGAUGGCUGCCGCUUCCUCCGCUCUAAACCUGAUUUACUUGUUGCUCUCUUUGCGUUGACCUCUGACCCUUCUAUUGCCAUAGCGAAGGACUGUUACCACAUCUUCAUCAACCUGUCGGCAGAUGAGACUCUGCACAAGGUUUUGGUGGAAGAUGUUAAAGUUCUUCCGGUGUUAUUAAAGAACCUUCUGGAUCCAGAGUACUGGUUCUCGGAUCAGAUCUGCAAGAUCCUGUCCAACCUGACCCGUCAUGAGAAGACCUGCAAGACUCUGUUCACGGUCCUGCAGGAGGAAGUUGGUCUGACUAAACUGGUGGAGAUCUUCUGCACUGAAGGUUACAACAAGAAGGCAAAUCUCCACUACCUGGGUCCUCUGCUGUCCAACCUGACACAGCUGCCUGAGACCAGAAACUACAUCCUGGACAAGGACAGGUGUGUAUUCCAGAGGUUGUUGCCCUUCACUCAGCACCAGACGUCAGUGAUUAGAAGAGGAGGAGUCAUAGGAACUCUGCGCAACUGUUGCUUUGACCAUGGCCGUCAUGAGUGGUUGCUGAGUGAUGCUGUGGACAUCCUGCCCUUCCUCCUGCUGCCGCUGGCCGGUCCAGAGGAGCUGUCAGAGGAAGACAAUGAAGGUUUACCUGUGGACCUGCAGUAUCUGCCAGAGGACAAGAAAAGAGACGAAGACCCUGACAUCAGAAAGAUGCUGCUGGAAACACUGUUACUGCUGACAGCAACCAAAGAUGGUCGACAAACACUAAAAGAAAAGAACGUUUAUCCGAUCAUGAGAGAGUAUCACAGGUGGGAGAAGGAUGUUCACAUCGCAGCAACUGCUGAAAAGCUGAUCCAGGUGCUGAUAGGUGACGAGCCGGAGACGGGGAUGGAGAAUCUGAUGGAGGUGGAGAUUCCUGAGGACGUGGAGGAGAAACUGAAGAAGGCCUACAUCCAAGAACAGCAGGAGCUGGAGGAGGAGCAGAAGAGACAAGAGGAGAGGGAGAAAGAGGAGGAGGAGAAAAACAGGAGCAAUGAUGCAGAGACAGACAGAGAACAGGAGAGUGGACUGAUAAGAUAAAAACAGUUUUUACAUUUCUGCCGUUGAAGCGACUUCAUGUCAUUCAGAAUAAGAGCUCCGAUCGUUACAGCUUUAUUCAGACGUGACGAGACGUUUACAGAAAGAAACAGGAUCCAUCAUCUGCUCCACAGAAGAAAAGCUGAGUCACAAAGUAACUGUAAGGAUCGGUAAUACGUUCACAUUGGUUAUGACACGAAAGGAAGAAAAUGUUUUUGUUCAGUUAGAAGCUGCAUCAGUGAUGAAUUUUAAAACAUAAUUUACUACAAACCUUAAUUAAUGACCACAGAGACUAUUUCAUUAUGUCUGACAGCGAAGUUUUGUUAAAUCUGGAGCAUAAGGUUUUAUUUUUUUCUCUUCUGACAACACAAAGAACAAAUUAUGAUUUUGUAGCCUGAUCUGAUCUGAGGGGAACUGGUUCAUUCGGUGUUUAUUAAAGUUAUUUUAUCUUCUUUGCC